GUUUUAUUCACCUUAAGUUUUAACUUGCUGUCACAGAAGGAUGCCCUACAGUGGUCUCGAAAUGUGGCUGCAGUGGAUGGGGAAGAGCCAGAGGACUCUGCUGAUGUGGAAAGCUGUGGAUCUAAUGAAGCCAGCACUGUGAGUGGUGAAAAUGAUGUAUCUCUUGAUGAAACAUCUUCAAAUGCAUCAUGUUCUGCAGAAUCCCAGAGCCGGUCCCUCUCCAGUCCCAGGGAUAGCUGUAGAGCUUCCUCACAGGCAAACAAACAAAAGAAAAAGACUGGGGUCAUGCUGCCUCGUGUUGUCCUGACUCCUCUGAAGGUAAACGGGGCCCACGUGGAAUCUGCAUCAGGGUUCUCAGGCCACCACACUGAUGGUGAGAGUGGCAGCCCAUCCAGCAGCAGCAGCGGCUCUCUGGCCCUGGGCAGCGCUGUUAUUCGUGGCCAGGCCGAGGUCACCAGGGACCCUACCCCGCUCCUGAGAGGCUUCCGGAAGCCAGCCACAGGUCAAAUGAAGCGCAACAGAGGGGAAGAGGUAGAUUUUGAGACGCCUGGGUCCAUUCUUGUCAACACCAAUCUCCGGGCCCUGAUAAACUCUCGGACCUUCCAUGCGCUGCCAUCACACUUCCAGCAGCAGCUCCUCCUCCUCUUGCCUGAAGUGGACAGACAGGUGGGAACAGAUGGCCUGUUGCGCCUUAGCAGCAGUGCACUCAACAACGAGUUUUUCACCCAUGCGGCUCAGAGCUGGCGGGAACGCCUGGCUGAUGGUGAAUUCACUCAUGAGAUGCAAGUCAGGAUACGACAGGAAAUGGAAAAAGAAAAGAAGGUGGAGCAAUGGAAGGAAAAGUUCUUUGAAGACUACUAUGGACAGAGAUUGGGCUUGACCAAAGAACAGUCAUUGCAGCAGAGCAUUGCCCGGGAGGAGGCCAAAAUCAAGAGUGGCUUGUGUGUCCCAGGACAACCAGCACGACCACAACGUGGUCCAGCUACCCGUCAACGGGAUGGGCAUUUUAAGAAACGAUCUCGGCCAGAUCUCCGAACCAGAUCCAGAAGGAAUCUGUACAAAAAACAGGAGACAGAACAAGCAGGGACUGCUAAAGAUGCAAAUUCUGCACCAGGUACUGCACCCUCCAAGGAUGGGGAAGCUAAGACUGACUCAGCCGUGGUGAGCAGUUCCUCUGGGCCAGGUGUGUUCUCUGUAGCACCUGGCCCAGAAGGUCCUAAAUGUCACAGUGAACCUGUGACUUCCCGGAUCCAGACAGAACCAGACAACUCGGCAUGUGCCUCUGCAUCUCCAGACAGAAUUCCCAGCUUACCUCAGGACACUGUUGAUCAAGAGCCAAAGGAUCAGAAGAGGAAAUCCUUUGAGCAGGCAACUUCUGCAUCCUUUCCCGAAAAGAAGCCCCGGCUUGAAGAUCGUCAGUCCUUUCGUAACACAAUUGAAAGUGUUCACACCGAAAAGCCACAGCCCACUAAAGAGGAGCCCAAAGUCCCGCCCAUCCGGAUUCAACUUUCACGUAUCAAACCACCCUGGGUGGCUAAAGGUCGGCCCACUUACCAGAUAUGCCCCCGCAUCAUCCCAGUCACGGAGUCCUCCUGCAGGGGUUGGACUGGUGCCAGGACCCUUGCAGACAUUAAAGCCCGUGCUUUGCAGGCCCGAGGGGCGAGAGGCCACCACUGCCAUCGAGAAGCGGCUACCACUGCCAUCGGAGGGGGGGGUGGCCCGGGUGGAGGUGGCAGCAGGGCCAUCGAUGAGGGAGGUGGCAGAGGCAACAGCAGUGGUGAUGGUGGUGAGGCCUGUGGUCACUCUGAGCCCAGGGGAGCCCCGAGCACCCCUAGAGACUGUGCGUCAGAUCUACAACGAACACAACUAUUGCCGCUUUGUUCUCUGAAUGGAGAACACACUCAGGCUGGAGUGGCCAUGCCCAUAGCCAGGAAAGAGGACCCAGCAUCUCUCAGAAAGGAGGAGAGCUGCCCACUGCAGAGGGUUCCAGAUGCGCUUACAAGUGCACUAGAGGAUGCCUCCCAGCCCCCCAUUGCUCCUACUGGAGACCAGCCAUGCCAGGCUUUGCCGCCACUGUCUUCCCAAACUUCAGUGGCUGAGAGGUUAGCAGAACAGCCUAAGUUGCUUCUAGAUAGUAAAACUGAUUAUGAGUCUGGCACCACUUCCUGGGAAGCUUGUAAUGAGCAAGGAGCCACUGCUGUGCCAGAGAAUGGUUCUGUGCAGUCUCUAGUGGGAGAUGUAUUAGAAAGAACUGACCAGGCUUUUGAUAUUACUCCUACUAUGAAAGCUCUUGUAAGCAUAGUACCCACUUCUACACCUCAGUUGUCAUUGGCUGGCUGCCUGCUGGACAGACAUGAUGAUGGAGUAGGACUUGAUGAUUCAGGCCCCAUCAUGAGGGAAAGUGAUAGACAAGAAGCUUUGAAAACUGAGACUCUCGCAUCUGACAGUGCUGCUCCUUGGAUACCCACCCUGUCAAAUUAUGAAGUAGUCAAACAGUCUGAGCCAGAAUCCAGAGAAAAUGCACAAUCUGCAGAGCCCCAGGAUGGAGACAAGUGGGAGAGAGAUGCUCCCCUCGUUGCCAUCAGGCCUGGGGAGUUAGCCAAGGAGGGAAUGCCUUUCCCUGAGAGCAGUGCUUCACUCUGGAUUGCACCACCUGGUGGAGGUAUAGACAGCACUGGCAGUGAUGUAGACACUGAAAGGCUAAAAAUUAAUGGCAGCUCUGAAACACUGAGUCCUCACAGUGAAUCCACAGAUACUGCCUCUGACUUUGAAGUCCACCUCAUUGAAGACGGCAGUGAAGCUGACACCAGUGAAGCCACAGUGAUAAAGGAAUGCUUGGUGGGCAGGGAUGAAAAGCAUGACUGGAGACAGUCCACCUCACCAUCCAGGGUAAACCGUGACCCGAGCAUGCUUACAAGGACAGAGGGGCUGGUUGCUUCUCAGAGCUGGGUGUCUAGAGUGUGUGCAGUCUCCCAGAAGAUCCCAGACUCCUUGCUUUUGGCCAGUACUGAGUGCCAGCCGAGGUCUUUCUGCCCACCCAGACCUAGGUCUUCAGUGGAGGCAUCACCGCUUGUGAUGCAGUUGCUGCAGGAUAACUUGCCCCUAGAGAAGGUUCUUCCUCCAGACCAAAGGGGCAACAAGCCAGAAUCCCCACUACCACCUCUUGGAGGGCAGAGCCAGGAUAGGAGUACCAUACAUAAUCCUGGGGAAAAUGAGCGUCUAGUUGCCAGAAGCAGCCCUGGUUCUGUACGAGAAUUGAAUGAGCCUCGUCUGGUUCAAAGCUGUGUAGGAAGCACUGGUCUUGGCAGGGCAGAAGCCUCCCAAACUUGUGGAAUUCCUCAAAUCUCCAAGAUGUUCCCAGGUUUAGACUCCCAGCAUCCAGUGACAAAACUGACACCCUCCUCCAGUAACCUGGAAGAAGUGGGUUCCAAAGAGCAUUUCUCUUCCUUUCUUAGUGAGGAGCAGAAGGACGCUGGGAGGGUGUCCCAGGGCAGUGAUCUAGGUGCCACUCAAGGCCAGUGUCCAGGAGAUCCCACUACCUCACAAGUGCCAUGUUUCUCCUCUCCAAAUGUGCUCUCCUUUGAUGCUGGACAGACAGGAAGCACCUUGGAUGAUCAGAACAUUGCUGGAGGUCAAGAAAAGCUCUUUGGUCCUAGGAAUAAUGCUGCCACCCUUCAGAGCCCCAGGCCUGCAGACCAGACACCACUGCCUGCUGAGGGCCCUCCAGUUUUUCUCAGUAGGAAGUUAGGGCCAAGCAAAAACUCUGUAUCUGAUGGUGUACAGACUGCAAGGAAAGACUGGGCUCCAAAGCCACCGCCAGCCUCUGCUGGCAGUGUCAAGACGGAGAAGGUUUCCUCAAGGGGCCCCUUUAAGGCAGAUGCAGAGAAGAGAAAAACUGCUGGGCACAGCCCUCUGGAACUAGUAGGUCACCUGCAAGGGAUGCCUUUUGUCAUGGACCUGCCUUUCUGGAAAUUACCCCGAGAGCCAGGGAAAGGGCUCAGUCAGCCUCUGGAGCCGCCUUCUAUCCCUUCCCAGCUCAACAUCAAGCAAGCUUUUUAUGGGAAGUUUUCUAAACUCCAGCUGAGUUCCACCAGCUUUAAUUACUCCUCCAGCUCUCCUACCUUUCCCAAAGGCCUUGCUGGUAGUGUGGUGCAGCUGAGCCACAAAGCAAAUUUCGGUGCAAGUCACAGUGCAUCACUCUCCCUGCAAAUGUUCACUGACAGCAGCACAGUGGAAAGCAUCUCUCUCCAGUGUGCGUGCAGCCUAAAAGCCAUGAUCAUGUGCCAAGGCUGUGGAGCGUUCUGUCAUGAUGACUGUAUUGGACCCUCAAAGCUCUGUGUAUUGUGCCUUGUGGUGAGAUAAUAAAUUACAACCAUUGGAAAAAUUGUAUAUUUAGUGUGUGUAUUUUGAUAAUGAUUGAUCUUAAAUCUGUAUACAGAAUAUCAUUGCUAUAAUGGGCUCUCUCUAGGCAAAAUAAAGUUUG
Molecule: messenger RNA, 4483 nt
Organism: Nannospalax galili (Upper Galilee mountains blind mole rat)
Lineage: Eukaryota; Metazoa; Chordata; Mammalia; Rodentia; Spalacidae
Gene: Asxl1
Product: ASXL transcriptional regulator 1
Exons: 9
Biological process (GO): positive regulation of transcription by RNA polymerase II; animal organ morphogenesis
Cellular component (GO): PR-DUB complex
Molecular function (GO): DNA binding; chromatin binding; peroxisome proliferator activated receptor binding
Source: RefSeq, a predicted model, not a curated record